Hyaena hyaena (striped hyena) is the source of this 1394-nucleotide messenger RNA. RefSeq names its product replication protein A2 (gene RPA2). The record is from RefSeq and is a predicted model, not a curated record. The coding region runs from base 120 to 935 and encodes 271 amino acids. Lineage: Eukaryota; Metazoa; Chordata; Mammalia; Carnivora; Hyaenidae. Gene Ontology annotation, molecular function: DNA binding. The transcript is spliced from 10 exons. Gene Ontology annotation, biological process: DNA replication; double-strand break repair via homologous recombination; nucleotide-excision repair. Gene Ontology annotation, cellular component: site of double-strand break; chromosome, telomeric region; nucleus.
GUUUGUGGCACCCGCGGGAAGUAGCUGUAGACUGCGGCCGCAACAGGACUCCGCGGAGCCCAGCCAGCCCACCAGACGGCAGUCUUCUGGGCCUCUCUCCUGAGAGGAUCGCGACCAAGAUGUGGUUUGGCGGAUCUGAAAGCUAUAGCACCUCCUCCUUUGGCGGAGUCAGCGGCGGCUACACACAGUCCCCGGGGGGCUUCGGAUCGCCGACACCUUCACAGGCAGAAAAGAAAUCAAGAGCCCGAGCCCAGCACAUCGUGCCCUGUACGAUCUCUCAGCUGCUUUCUGCCACUCUGGUUGACGAAGUGUUCAGAAUUGGGAAUGUUGAGAUUUCACAGGUCACUAUUGUGGGUAUCAUCAGGCACGCAGAAAAGGCUCCAACCAACAUUGUUUACAAAGUAGAUGACAUGACAGCUGCUCCCAUGGACGUUCGCCAGUGGGUUGACACAGAUGAUGCCAGCAGUGAAAACACAGUGGUUCCUCCAGAAACGUACGUAAAAGUGGCUGGCCAUCUGAGAUCUUUUCAGAACAAAAAAAGCCUGGUAGCCUUCAAGAUCAUGCCCCUGGAGGAUAUGAACGAAUUCACCACACACAUGCUGGAAGUAGUCAAUGCACACAUGAUCCUGAGCAAAGCUAACAGCCAGCCCUUAGGAGGGAGAGCACUGAUCGGCAAUCCAGGAAUGAGUGAAGCAGGGAACUUUGGUGGGAAUAGCUCCAUACCGGCAAAUGGCCUCACUGUGGCUCAAAACCAGGUGCUGAAUUUGAUUAAGGCUUGUCCAAGACCUGAAGGAUUAAACUUUCAGGAGCUCAAGAACCAGCUGCAGCACAUGUCUGUAGCCUCGAUAAAGCAAGCUGUGGAUUUUCUUAGCAACGAGGGACACAUCUAUUCCACUGUGGACGAUGAUCAUUUUAAAUCCACAGACGCAGAGUAACUGGUCUGAUUGAUUGCCCGAGCUCAACUUUGGACAAUUGACAGAAUGUAGACCUGGGUGGACUUUCUUAAAGAAGUUGCAAACAUACAGCACCGGGACAAAUGGAAGUGGAAGAAAGAUGCUACCAAGAGGGUUGGGCAGUAUUGCUUAAGUUACACCCAGGAGUUUCUACUCCUAACGUGUUUCCUUUUGAAAGAAGAAGAGCAGGACCAGGGCCUUCGGCUGGGAGCUAGCCGAGAAACCCACUGACCUCUGUCUGCUUUUGUGCCUCCUCCACCUUUGGUUACGUGGUGAUGUUUUCAGAAUUGCGCUUUCCUUCACCUUGUGGCCGCUGCCGAAAGUGUGUCGUGAACAUGAAGUUCUAGAGUGGUGGCCUCGUGAGGGCAGGAGAAAGAGAUGUUCUUUCAGCUUCAUACAAAAUAAGUACAUCCAUAUGUCUAAUAAAAUAAUUCUAUUGCA